CUCGUCUGUGCCAGGAACUACGAUCAUGAUGGUGCGUAGUACGCAUUAGUCACCCUGCGCCCAGAAACCGCCCAGUUAGCGUUUCCGCUGUCACCCAAAGUAUCGGGAACAUACACUCCUGGCUCGACUUCCAACCAUCCGGAACAGACGUCUCAAGCAGCCGCCUAACCUUGCCAGAAACAGCGACCCUCCGCAUGCAAUAAAAGCAGCCCGGCCUACGAUGUUCUGCCGCGCCCAAGCGCAUCUCACUUUCGAGAGGCCCACUUUGCCCUCCAAGCUUCACCGACCAAACCCUUAGUCUUCACGACUAACACCUACACUUCCCCGUCGCCAUGUCUUAUGGGUGGACGCCCGACACGAACGUGGCCAACUUCGAGGGAUACGGCAUAUUGGCCGACUGCAGCCUAGCAGGCUACGUACCCGCGCUCCCGCCGAACCAGACCCAGCUCACGAUCCCGAGCAACUUGGAUCCGGAGUUCCUCGGUCUUGCGUUCGGCGUGCAGAACUACACCUGCUCGUCUAGCAACAGUUACACGAGUGUCGGCGCGGUCGGCGAGCUCAUCGACGUCUCCUGCUACGUGAACGCCUCCUGGUUCUCCACGAUCCAGGACGUGCUCUACCCCGCCUGGGACGAGCUCUCCCAGUCGGUGACCAUCCAGGAAGUCAUCGACUUCGUGCACCUCAUCAACCCGCCCGCGAACCUCGCGCAACACUACUUCGUGCCCAACCCGGUCACGGGCCAGGGGCUCUCCCCGAAGUGGGAUUUCACCUCGAGCGGCAAGUUCGAGGGCAACCCAGAGGCGUACGUCAUCGGGAGGGUCAACGGCACGCUCUCUAGCCCGGACGACCCCAUCAGCAAAACUGCAUACUACUUAAGCCGUCUUGACGGACCUUACGAGCUUUCACGCCUUAGAUUCUUGCUUAACAAUCACUUACCCUCCUUAUGUACUUGAUCGAAUGAACGCCAAAUAGCAACGAUAGAAUCAAGCAGAUACUAAGCGCGAGUAAGGAACAUUGUACAAUCAAG
Fomitopsis serialis is the source of this 1027-nucleotide messenger RNA. RefSeq lists its product as uncharacterized. The record is from RefSeq and is a predicted model, not a curated record. Lineage: Eukaryota; Fungi; Basidiomycota; Agaricomycetes; Polyporales; Fomitopsidaceae. The coding region runs from base 333 to 953 and encodes 206 amino acids. The transcript has 3 exons.